GUUUGGUCGUUGCCACACGGAGAUUCAGAGAGAAAUCUCUCCCUUUCUCUGCAACUCUCGCAAGCUGGCCACCACUGCCAUGUAGAGGCAGACGCACCGGAGCCUAGCUACUCACUCACCAGAUCAGCAUCCAUCGCCACUCCACCACCACUCAACUUUUCUUCCCCUGUCCUCUGUCCGUCUCACUGCCUCUCCCGUUCUUCCCUCAAAUCCCGGGCGGCUGCUCUGGGCCUCCUCCGCGUCCUCGUCAGGUGAUUUCUCGGGCCACCGUGUAUUCCGCCAUCCUUCUUUCCCUUCAGGAUCUGGAAGAUAUAUACAAUCAACGCCUCCUUUAAUUCAUAGCAGAUUUCAUCAGACCAACUAAUCAAUGGUGCUACGUAUUGAUUCACCUUGCUGAUAUUCUAAACAAAUCGAACGUAUAUAACCUGGUUGGAAUCAUCAUAAGGAACCGAUGUGGGACUAUUUGAGAAUAUUUGUCGAUUGCUCCCUUUCCUGAAUACCAAUAGACAAGCCCACCAAAUGGCAGGCCCAAGAGGAAGGCCGAUGUGUUAGGGGCGAGUACGACACCUGCACAUAGGGCCUACCUGCACAACACAACGGACGCGGUGAUAUUUUUCUGCCUAGACGAAACGUUUUCUUCAUAGAGCGGUGGCAUUGCCUGUAAUUUCACCUGGAAAUAAUGGGUAAUUAAAAAACGGACGAAAUUUUUGGGGAGAAACCUUACUUCCUUUAUUAGUAGGUAAAGAUAAACUGAAAGGAGAAAAAAGAGAGAUAAGCAACAUCUUUUGUUGGGCCGCAUUUGGAGCAGCCCAGGAGGAAGCUCCUCAAGCGGAGCGUACGCUCGCUCCCGCUAAAGGCGGAGCAUAGGCGCUCCCUUUGCCACCGCUGCGUGACGUUCCGCGCGCGCUCGCUCCGGGGAUGGCUGGGCGCCAGGCUGGCCUUCAUAUGGGCCGCGCCGCGCGUGGUGGCACUCCCGCCACGGCGCUCCGCGCGCAGCGCGGCGACGGAGCGGAGCCAACGGCGGAGGCGCGCAGCGACACGAACGUGCUUUCCGAUGGCGUCCAAGAGCACGAGCACGAGGGCCUGCCGCCGGAGCAGCUGGAGCUGCUGGAGGACGAGUCGAUGGGCGGGGAGGACGAGGGCCGGAGCGCCACGGACUACGACCGCCGCGCGCACAUCUUCGAGGAGAGCUCGCGCGUGUUCCGGGACCUCAAGCACCGCCGCGACGGCGAAGGCGACAGCGGCGUGAAGGUCGGCGCUGGAGCCGAGGGGCACGGAUGAAGCAGCACGCCGCCGACAGCACUAUUUCAGAAGCGAGAAAGUCAGGAAAGUGCUCUAGAUCAGUGUGUGCCCAGCACGUGUUUUUCAUGUAUCUUCUCUAUGCCGAUCGCUGUAUGGAGGUUCCUUUCACGCCAUCGAUAUGGUAGAAUGAGUGCGACACCGUGAUUAGAAAUAAUCGGUGCGAUGAACUGUGUACAUCGAUCGAAGAUUCGAAGCAGCUUAAUACUCUGAAGCACUGUACAUGAUAUAGCA
Molecule: messenger RNA, 1533 nt
Organism: Lolium perenne
Lineage: Eukaryota; Viridiplantae; Streptophyta; Magnoliopsida; Poales; Poaceae
Cellular component (GO): chloroplast
Source: RefSeq, a predicted model, not a curated record